GUUGAACUUACUUGCUUGUCAGUGUCACACUAACCAAAAAUCAUUAAAUCAUUCCAACAAUUUCAAUAAACUCUAAAUUCAUUAAUAUUUUAGUUGGUUUGAUAGAAUAGUCGAUAGCUCACUGUGUUCAUAAAAAUGGGAAACUUUAGACGGGACCUAGAAGAACUAAAGAAGUUUAGAGAUAGUAAUGAUAGAAAAAGCAGAGAAGUAGUUAAUAUUUGGAACAGUUCUAUUCAUUCCAAUGUAGACAAGCUAGGAAAAGAGAAACAUGUUGUCCUGGAACAAGUUUGCAUGGCAGCACUGGAUUCAUUUAACCUGAAAAUAGCAGAAAUUUGUAUUAAAGAGUUGUACCAAGAAUUUCCAAAUAGUUGCAGAGUACAGAUAUUAGAAUCAAUGUUGCAUGAAGCAGAUGAGAAUUUUGAUAGAGCUUUACACAUAUUAAAAAAUAUCAUCAAACUUGAUGCUACAAAUAGUUCUGCCAGGAAGAGGAAAAUCGCUAUACUUAAGUCACUUGGAAGGAAUUCUGAGGCUAUUAAGGAAUUAACAGAGUAUUUAAAAGUAUUUAUGGCUGAUAUAGAGGCAUGGCAAGAGUUGAGUGAACUGUAUUUAACUGAAUUUGAUUAUAACAAAGCAGCUUUUUGUGUUGAAGAACUUAUAUUGCACAAUCCACACAAUCAUCUACUACAUCAAAGAUACGCUGAUAUUAAGUACACCCAGGGUGGAUUGGAGAAUAUUGAAAUUGCCAGGACAUACUAUUAUCAAGCCUUAAAGCUAAAUCCCAACAAUAUGAGAGCUAUGUAUGGAAUUUACCUAACUUCUUCGGCAUUGUUAAACACCCAAAAAGCAGUAACUGGAAAGAAAAAAGAUGCAGUAAACAAACUCUUAGAUUGGAUACUAAAAGAAAUCAAGCAGAGAUAUGUUGAAAAACAACAAAUAGAUGCAUUAAAAGAAGCAGUAUCUGCAUUAGAAAUCUGAUUCAGUAUUUAUUUGAGUUUGCUUUUAAGUGUUUAAAUGUAUGUCAUGGAUGGUGUUUACAGAAUUGUUUAAAUAUGUUAUUUUUUUAAUGAAUUUUCUUUUCAAAUGCUCUCAAUAACUAGAUUUACAAGGAAUGUUCCAUAAUUUUUUAGAAAAAAGGAAGCCACAAAUUACAUUUGCAUAGUUUUUAUUUCUUUUCAGAUUAUUCUUCCUUUAUUUCAGUAUAUUCUUCCUUCAUUAAUUUAUUUCUUUUUUUUUUUAACAUUCAUUUCAUGUCUUUCAUAAUCUAUCAUUUCAUCUUUUCCCAUAUCCCAAGUUUCUUGUUUAACUGAGCAGUAUUUUUUCAUAAAUCUAGAGGGAUAAGUAUUAACAUAUGCUGGA
Messenger RNA from Diabrotica balteata, 1356 nucleotides. NCBI's taxonomy places the organism in Eukaryota, Metazoa, Arthropoda, Insecta, Coleoptera, Chrysomelidae. The record is from the annotation of a GenBank genome assembly.